AAACCUGAAAACAUCAUGUCAUGAAGAACAGUUAGAAACAAGUCUUGAGGUUAGUACAUAAUGCUCUCUGAUUAUCUAAAUUAAUUCCCAAUAAUUAACGAUUUGUACACUAGAUGGUAUACCUUCUUUUUAUUAGUCUUAUUUGACAUUUUACAAAAUGUUCAACAUUAAUAGUGAACUAAGUUGGAAUUGCACAUAUAUAGUUACUUUAAUAAUAAGGUGAACUCGGUUUAGUUGCAAUUGCUUGACUGAUGGCUUGGUUUUCAUCUCAAUUCAACAAAAUCUCAUUAUGCCUUAAUAUUUGCUCAUUCACGAAUAUAGGAUGCUCAAAAUCAAUCACGCAUAGUGGUUCAUGGACUUCGACUACGAUGCCAGAAUUAUGCUUUUCAGGUAAAUCGUAGACAUAAAUACCUUCGAAAUAGCGGUAACAGCUAGUCGAAGCUUAGUUGAAUUCAAUUAUUUAAUUUAAUUAAUUAGAGGGCAUGCUCAGAGACUGCACAAAUUAAGUCAGGUAACAUGCACAAUUAGCCAUUCCGAAGUUAAUGAGAGGACUGGCGACGAGUGUUAAAAUGUGUCCAAAUUAAGAAAUGAACUAAAUCACUAAAACGACCACCUCAAAAUUAGUAAGUAAACAAAGUUUGAAGACAGUUCCACGAAUACCCUUCGAAUAAUAAGCUUUCGAAAAUCGCGAUAUUUACUAUGAAAUGUACUGUAAUUUUUGUUUUGGGGGACACGCACCCAAAAACAAUAUUUUAAUCAGUAAUUUCACAAUUUUCGAAAGCUUAUUAUUGGAAGCUAAGGGUGUUCAUGUAAACGUCUUCAAACUUUGUAUACCUACUAAUUUUGAGGUGGUCUUUUUAGUGAUUUGGUUCAUUUAAUAAAUAAUCAAAUAUGGGAAGCAAGGGGCAAUAUAGUAGGCUGUAUAUUGGAUAUGGAAUAGUGCAGGGAAUGCGCAGUCUAGAAGGCUGCAUGUCAUUGCUAUCGCGGACACAUAUGCGAAUGUUGUUCAUGUAAACUUUUAUUAAAGUUGAAUUGGAGAAGAGCUUUGAUUUAUAAUUAUUUGGUUUAAAAUGUCUUAAAACAAAAAAAUAUAUAGCAAACAUUUAAAAUCUUUCUUGAAUGCAUGAACUAUUAUGCUGUUGGAAAUUAUCAGACCGUGGAAAUUAGUAUCCAAUAUAAUAAUUAAUUCGCACGUAUAUUUUAUAUAGGUCACACCUAUUUUUAAUAACUACGGGUGUGGUAAAUGUGGAGUCUGUUAUCCCCAUUCUAAGCUAGGAAAAUCCUCCGAGAUAUACUCUUUUCGAAUGACAAUCGUCCGGACAUCAGGUGAGUUUCUUGAAUCCAAAAAGCGUUGUUCAAAAUUAAUGAAGUUAAAAAUCAUGAAAAUGACAUAACAGUAUAUUAAAAUGUACCAGGUGAGUAACAAGGGUAGAUACCAAUUUUGCCCUUAUAGAGUAAGACACAACUGGUGCCAAAUACUUCAUGACAAGAACGAAAAUUUUGUUUCUAAGAAUCCAAAACAACCAUCAUCAUACAGCAGGCGGGCGUAAGAGAAUGAACUGAAAUCUUCCACUCUUGAAUGUAAUUGAUAAAACGAUUAAUUUAGAAUAUCUAGUGCUAAAAAAUAAACUGAUUAUUACAGUAAUUAAAAUAAUUACUGGUUUAUUAUAAAGUUCAUUGUAAAUGGAUUGGGACGUAUAUUCUAUCAAUUUAUCUUACGCCUGCGAUUAUAUACUUUGCAAUGAUGUUGCAGUGGACAGUCAUAUAAUAUUGAGAAUUUGAAUCUAUUUUUGUAGUUAUUUUGAAUAAUAUUUAUUAUCGUAUUUUUUAAAUUCAGCAUUACACAAUUCGAUCAAGCAAUCUAACUGGCUGAUAGCUGUACUUGUUGUGAUAGUUGUUCUCGCCUUAACAAUUUUCUCAAUUGUGGUUAUAAUUAUUUGGAAAAAGAAGCGUGGUAAGAAAUUAAGAAUUUAUUGAUCAAUGUUUUAUCACACACUUCUUCGUGACAUUGGCUUUGUUAUAAUCAUCACUGGACGAAAUUAUUUUAGAAUAUAAGCGUACAUAAUGCUGCAGGAGAAAUAGACACAUGUACAUUCCAAGCAUUCGGUUUAGCUGAUGUCUCGUUGACAUCAAGUUAAUUGCAUAAUGGGGACUUCCAAAAUUGGGGAAAUUUGUGGCGAAUUCCCUGACGCUACAAUCUUGUACUUUUAGACAUACAUUUUAUGUAUUGUAACAGAAAUGUUAUUAAUCAGUGGUGCUUAGACUAUUUGUAUUUGCUCUAUACUUGGCGUAUAUCAUUUUAUGUGUUAAACUUAUAUGUCAUUUUUAUAUUUUGAAACUUAUAUGUCAUCUCUAUAAUUCGUAGUAUAGUCUUCCAGUUGUCUGCCUCGAAUAGCUUUCGCUACCUGCAGACAACUGUUAAAUUCUUGUAUAUUUUUUCUUUUGAUUAAAAUUACUGUUACUGUUACUGUUACUGUUACACUACUUUUUGCUUUCUCCUUGAUGUGAAUUUCGCAAUGAAGUAACUUCUUAAAUAACUUCUUACUUUCAAUUGUAAUUAACAGCGGUCGAGAAAGCUGAAGAACCUAAUAUAAUUCCAAAGGGAAGACCAGGUAUUAUUAAAAGGCCAAGACACACCAGACGCGAUUCGACAACGCGGCGCGAUUUUUAGAUUUUCAUUGACCGAUAACUUUGAUUCUUGUUUAAGUUUUUCAAAUAUUUUUUUAAAAUUUCCCGAUUUAUUGGCUGUUUUAUAUUAACUUUCAAGCACUGAAAAUUGUGCCGCUUUGUCGAGUCGCGUCCGGUGUGUUUCGGCCUUAACUAUUUUGGUGCCCGUCGGGCAUUUGUACAAGUGUCAAAGUUUGAAGAAAAUUUAUGUUCAAUUGCCAAUAUAGACUGCCGAAGGAUUCGAUAAAGUGCGUUUAUAUAAGUGUAUGAAUUUGUACUUAUUUUGUUAGCGCACAAAAACAUGUAUCCGGACUAGUCAUGUUUAAAUUUGGACAUCUUUCACUAGUUGACUCGAUUAGCCCGAGAAAUAUUUCUUGACUAGCCAGUCCUAUUGUCAAGUAAGGCGUCGAUUUUUAUUGCCUGGCUAUAACUAAAUACAGGGACGCCGGAACGAUGUGAAGGCAAGGGGGGCAGAUUUUCGUGAAAGGGCACUUUUGAAUUGAUAUCUUACUAAGAUAUGUUUGCAAAACAUCGGGAGUUGAAUUUCGCCCAAUCAUGUUUUCUAGUUAUUGGAUGAUAGGGGUGUGACGGGGUUCUCCGCCAGGCGAUUGUGCUAUUCUUGAAGCUCGGAUGACUGCAUCCUUGCGUUUCCUGAAGCAAAUUCGUAAAAGAAUUGCACUAACAUUUCUGACAAUUCUCUAUUUCGCCAAGGCAAUUCUUUAUAUUGAAAGGGCACCUUUGCCCCCUUGCCCCUCCUGGUGAACGGCAACGGGGGGCGGCUGCCCCUCCUGCCCCCCCAGUUGCGGCGUCCCUGAGUAAAUAUAAUCAGUUGUAAUUUGAUAUUUUUAACAAUCGUUCCCGAAAUCUAAAUUGACGUACUUGUUUCGGGCAUCUAUUGCCGAAGGCAUCUAGUUACAAUUACAAUAGAUCAUAAUCAAAAAUUUGGCCCAUUACAUUCCCAGUGUGCGAGCAAAACGACAACGUAGCUAUGCAACCUGGGUUUAAGUUUAUUCCCUUUCACGUUGUGCUUAAUUUAUCGUCUACCUUCAUUUCAGUGACGGAAGUUUUCAUCGCUCAUGGCAGUCAUUGCAAAGAUUGUGAAGAUGCUGUGCUCUCUGUAGCUACCUAUCUUGACACGACAGGUCUUUGCAAAUGUAUCCCUAAUUUACGUUCAUUACCAAAGGAAUGGUCACCGAGCCAGACUCAAUAUUAUGAAAAUCAAAUUGAAAAAUGCCAAAAAGUCAUCGUCUUGUUUACUGUCAACGAAAAUCACGAAUUCGAAGAUAACAUAAAAGGUAAGGACGGCGGUCGACAGCAUAGAAGACCAAAGGCAUACGGGAGGGAAAAAAUGGGGGCGGUCGAAAAUGUUCAGUGUCGGCUAUACUUAAAAUAUAUGAUAAGCAAUGCCUAAAUUUUGCGAGUCAGACCAAUUUUGUCCAGAUCACACCAUUUUUUACGGUAAAAUGAGAAUGUUUUGUUCUCCUGCUCAAAAGGCCAAAGCUACCUAGUUCCUGCUGGUGAUUGUAUCCUAAGGAUGUGCCUUAUUUUUUCAGAAAGAAACUUUAUUUACCAAAAGAACCUAAUUCGAUCAGAACUCCUUGCCAAUUACUCAACAACAAAGUUCAUCCCAGUAUACAUGGAUUUCUUAUCCGAUCUCGAUAUUCCCUCUUUCCUAAGAAACAAGAAAUCUUUCUCGCUGCCAUCACAGUUAACAGAACUUGUACUGUACAUUAUUGGAGAACCAGUGUGCAAGCCAGUAUCUGCUUGUCCAAGACAGUCACUUGAAGAAGACGGCAGUUUGAUGAAACGCAAGAAAAUCUUGGAAGGCAAGAUCAAGAAUUUGAAUGUAAAACAUCAGAAGAAGCUGAGAGUCCAGAAUAACAACAUGCUUGCGCAGGUACAGCAAAUACACCAGUAUAGAAAAAUACAUACCUCAAUUUAACUGAUCCACUGCCCAAAAAUUAAACCAGUCUUUAGUGUUCAAUUGAAAGAGAGCUGAUAUGGGAUAGGGCGCUUUCAAAGGUUGAUAGACUCAUUGAGAAGAUCGAGUUUCUUAAACCAAAUAAGAAUUUUAAUCGCAUUGAUGUCAAUCUGAUCGCAUUUAAUGCUGAACAACUAUUUACCAUGUGUCAUAAAUUAUAGAAAAAACAAAAUAUUGCAAAACGUUAGGGAAUAAUUUCAUAUCUAUCGCCACCCAAAGCAGUGGAGGGGAGUGUCCCCACACCCCCUUGCUAUAAUGUUAUCAAUAUGCAUGCAUAUUGACUACCGCCUGCAUUCUGAAAGCUCCUUCACACUGACACUCAAUGAGUCUCAAUAAGUGCAACUCGACAUUCAAUGUGUCUUCACUCAUGCUCACUGAGUAUAAAGACGACACUCAUCCUCCAAUUAUUCAAUCACAGCACUCACCCACAACUUGGGCUGAAUUUGAAAUCAGUUAUCCAAAACUGAAUUUGACUAAAGGUUGAGUUGAAUGAUUUACCUCCCUUGAGCCGCUUCAACUUCGUCUCAUUGAAUAUUCCGCGAUAAUCACCUCGCCUUCGGCGAAUAAUUGUUAAAUGUUCCACCAAUUAGUAUGAAUAAACGAGCUAUGCAUGUCCACUGAUCAAUGUAGAGAGCUAAUCAGUGAUUGUAGUUAUCAUAUGAGCUAUUGCACAUGUAUCAUUAGUUAUUAUCUCAGUAGUUCUCAGUAGUUUAUCUUAUUAGCUAUUAUCUCAGUAGUUGUCCAUAUGUUAUAAAACGACACUUCAAGGAGUCUAUCCCGAAAAACAUUCUAUGCAUGAAUCUCUACAUGUACAAAUAAAAAAAAUGCCGGAAAUAUGGUGAGAAUAUCUCGAAAAAAAAUAAAAAUUUCGCGAUUUCCACCGAUAAUGGCUUUCGGCGUUUUUAACGACGUCAUCUUGUGCGCACAACGUUAAGGACGUUAACAGACUAGAGAGGUUUAGCAAAGACGACGUGAAAAUGGCGUAAAAAUGGCGUAAAAAUGCCCAUUUAUGGAUGAGCCCACGUCAUUUUUACGCCAUUUUCACGUCCUCUUUGACGUCGCGUGGUCUUUGCUAAACUUCUCUAAUUUAUGACAGUCUGGCACUAUAUAAUGUUCAACAGCUAUAAUACCUCCUUAGUUACAUGAUUUUAAAAUUAAUUAACGAUUUUAAUUUUUCUUGUUUAUAUUUAGGUCGUUUAAUUAAAGAGUUUGCUGAGAAACUCGUCCAUCAAGGCUUUAAUCAAGUAAAAAACUAUUCACGCGGUUUAUAUUUUAAUUAAAGUAAUUCUGUUAUAGCGUGCAUCAUGUAGAUGACUGAUAUUUGUAGACGAUAGAAGAGCUGAUUAGAAUUGGAAAAUUGUUCAUGCUAAUUUUUCUUCGGAUUGAGAGGAAUGCAACUACCUGAAAAAUAUACAAGUAAAAUUUCGAUAUUUCGAGCGAAGGCCCUUCGUCGUGAAGUUCACUAACUUCCUAAGGCCUUCGUCCUAAAGUACACUAACUUCCCAAGGCCCUUCGUCCUAAAGUUCACUAACUUCCCAAGAUUCUUCGUCCUAAAGUUCACUAACUUUUCAAGGCCCUUCGUUGUAAAGUUCACUAAAUCCCAAGGCCCUUCGAUCGUCCUAAAGUUCACGAACUUCCCAAGGCCCUUCGUCCUAAAGUUCACUAACUUCCCAAGACCCUUCGUCCUAAAGUUUACUAACUUCCCAAGGAUCUUCGUUGUAAAGUUGACUAACUUCCCAAGGCCUUCGUCGUAAAGUUCACUGACUUGCCAAGGGCAGGGAUCGGAAUAGCGGGCUACCAAUGACCAAAGCCACACUUUAGAAAUGGCAGGCAAAAACAAAUUUGAACUCCCAAAUAAAAAAAAAAUAGCAGGUGAAAUUCUAUAGAUAUAUUUCAUUUCAUAUGCUUACCAUAACCGCUCAUUUUGUUGACUUAAUAUAUUUAUAUUUGAAUUGUAAAUCCAAGUUAACUGUAGUAAAAUAGAACAAAUCUAAAAAUUAUAAAAAGUGCAUAUCAUAAAACAUUGAUUUUUACAAUAUGACUCCUAUGAGAAAUCGUUAUUUUGGCAGUUCAAGAAAUAAAAAUGGCAGGCUAAAAUUUAUUCCACCUGCCAAAAAAUUUUAGAUUGGCAGGCCAUAUUUUUCUCUACUUCGAGCCGUGCCCGUUGUAUAUAGUUCACUAACUUCCUUCGCUAAAUUCCCUAACCACGGGUCUUCGCUUGAAAACGUUUAAUAAUUUUUAUGCUGUAAUAUAUAGUAAUAGUUGAAGAGAUUUGUAGAUAGAAACUUGUGUAUUUUUUAUACAUUUAUUACACCUAAACUACUGCUUCUGGCGUUUUGUAAUAGUACUAUGAUGUGAUGUGAUGUGAUGUGAUAUAGUAAUACUAAUAAAAGCCGUGUUUAAACUUUAAACCUAAAAAGAAGUCUUAUCUUGCAGAAGGAAUUACUGAAUAUUGUUUCACAAGAAUUCGAAAAUCUUUUGCAUGGUCUCUGAUCAUAAAAUCAAGUUCUAUAUAAUAUGUUAUAUCAUGAUUUUUAAUACAAUCC
This is a messenger RNA of Paramuricea clavata, 7194 nucleotides long. The record is from the annotation of a GenBank genome assembly. Lineage: Eukaryota; Metazoa; Cnidaria; Anthozoa; Malacalcyonacea; Plexauridae.